ACUUCCGCUACUGCGUGGAAAACUUGGUGGAAAUCUCGGAGAACUUUAACUUGCUCCUUACAUUUCCUCCUUAAAUGAGGCAUUUCUGGAGUUAAAUAACCGCACAGGAAGUUUCAACGUCUUGCAUUUGGCUUUAUUAAAGGGUUAGCAUGUCGACUACCGCCUUGUACAACGACCACGGAGGAGCGGAGGCUGCCGUGGAGGCUGGGCAGGAGAGCGCCCCGACCUCCUCCUCCGGCUCCGCCGGGGCUGCCUUCGGACUGUUCAGCGCCGACUUUAAAAAAAACGAAGACCUGAAGGAGAUGUUGGAGAGCACCAAGGAGUCGCUGAAGCUGGAGGCCAUGAAAAGAGUGGUUGGGCUCAUCGCCAACGGGAAGAACGCAUCCGAGCUGUUUCCUGCUGUGGUGAAGAACGUGGCCAGCAAGAACAUCGAGUUGAAGAAGCUGGUGUACGUCUACCUGGUCAGGUACGCUGAGGAGCAGCAGGAUCUCGCCUUGCUGUCCAUCAGCACCUUCCAGCGAGCACUCAAGGAUCCCAACCAGCUGAUCCGCGCCAGCGCUCUGAGGGUUCUGUCCAGCAUCCGCGUCCCCAUCAUCGUCCCCAUCAUGAUGCUCGCCAUUAAGGAGGCGGCCACCGAUCUGUCUCCGUACGUCAGGAAGACCGCAUCACACGCCAUCCAGAAGCUCUACAGUCUUGAUCCGGAGCAGAAGGAGCAGCUGAUCGAAGUCAUUGAGAAACUGCUGAAAGACAAAAGCACGCUGGUGGCCGGCAGUGUGGUCAUGGCCUUUGAGGAGGUUUGCCCGGAUCGCAUCGACCUGAUCCACAAGAACUACAGGAAGCUGUGCAACCUGCUGGUGGAUGUGGAGGAGUGGGGCCAGGUGGUCAUCAUCUCCAUGCUGACCCGUUACGCCAGGACUCAGUUCGUCAGUCCCUGGAAGGAGGGAGCCGAGUUUGACGAGAACAACGAGAAAGCGUUCUACGACUCGGACUCGGAGGGGAAGAGAGGCCCUGCGGAGGAGAAGCCCUACAUCAUGGAUCCGGAUCACCGACUUCUCCUGAGGAACACCAAGCCUCUCCUGCAGAGCCGCAACACAGCGGUGGUUAUGGCGGUGGCUCAACUCUACUGGCAUCUGGCCCCCAAACAUGAGGUCAACAUCGUCACCAAGUCGCUGGUCCGACUCCUGAGAAGCCACAGAGAGGUCCAGUUCGUCGUGCUGCAGAACAUCGCCACCAUGUCCAUCCAGAGGAAGGGAAUGUUUGAGCCGUACAUGAAGAGCUUCUACGUCAGGUCCACCGACACCACACACAUCAAGACGCUGAAGCUGGAGAUCCUGACCAACCUGGCCAACGAAGCCAACAUCUCCACCAUCCUGAGAGAGUUCCAGACCUAUGUGAAGAGUCAGGACAAGGCAUUCGCAGCCGCCACCAUCCAGGCCAUCGGCAGGUGCGCCACCAACAUCACAGAGGUGACGGACACGUGUCUGAAUGGCCUGGUGCUGCUGCUGUCCAACAGAGAUGAGACGGUGGUGGCAGAGAGCGUGGUGGUGAUCAAGAAGCUGCUGCAGACCCAGCCCACGCAGCACAGCGACAUCAUCAAGCACAUGGCCAAGCUCUUCGACAACAUCACAGUUCCGAUGGCUCGGGCCAGCAUCCUGUGGCUGAUGGGAGAAUACUGCGACAGAGUUCCGAAGAUCGCCCCUGACGUCCUCCGUAAAAUGGCCAAAACGUUCACGUCGGAGGAGGACAUCGUCAAGCUGCAGACAGUCAACCUGGCGGCCAAGCUCUACCUGACCAACUCCAAGCAGACCAAGCUGCUGACCCAGUACAUCCUGAACCUCGGCAAGUACGACCAGAACUACGACAUCAGAGACCGAACCCGCUUCAUCCGGCAGCUGAUCGUGCCGAGCGAGAAGAGCGGCGCUCUCAACAAGUACGCACGGCGGAUCCUCCUGGCGCCCAAGCCCGCCCCGGUGCUGGAAUCAGCCUUCAAAGAUCGAGACCGUUUCCAGCUGGGCACUCUCUCUCACAGUCUCAACACCAAAGCCACCGGGUACCAAGAGCUAUCUGACUGGCCGCCCGUCGCGCCUGACCAGUCCGUGAGGAACGUAGAAGUCAUCGAGCCGGUGCAAGAGUGGGUGCCGCUUGUGGGGAAGAGCAAAACCCCCAAGUCUGACAAGUUCUACUCAGACGAGGAGGACGAGAAGGAAGACAGGGAGUCCGGCAGCAGCAGUGACGAGGACAGCAGCAGCAGCAGUAGUAGUAGCAGCAGCAGCAGUAGUGAAGCAGAGUCCAGCAGCGAGAGCGAGGAGAACAGCGAGGAGUCUGAGAGGAGCUCGGGCGACUCUGGAAAGAGUUCUGGCAGGUCUGAGGAAUCCAGUGACUCCGAAGCGAAGAAGAAAACUUCACUGAAGAAAAACAAGUCACCUCCUGCUGCCACCACUGACAGUGACUCGGAGGAGAACGCACCUGCAGCCAGCAGCUCGUCGGACAGUUCGUCAUCGUCGGGGAGUGAGUCAGAGGAAGACUCUGACUCCGACUUGAGCCCCAAGAAGAACCAGAAUCAAGCCAAGGCUAAACCUAAGGUGCAAGUCAAGUCCAAGACAGAGGUUUCUCUACUGGAUCUGGAUGACUUUUCUCCUGCGCCCACAAAUGCCCCCAAGCCUUCGGUGGUCUCCUCCAGCCUGCUGUCAGACCUGGAGGGCCUGUCGCUCUCCAACGUUCCCUCCACCCUGCAGAUAACACCCACGUCUUUCGGCCCUCUCAACACCCACGAGCUGCUCCACCACAUGACGGGAAAAGGUCUGGCGGCCAGGUACCACUUCCCCCGGCAGCCAUGCCUGUAUGAGCCCAGCAUGGUGGCCGUCCAGCUGAUAUUGAAGAACAGUUCGGACCACGUCCUGGAGAAGAUCCACGUGGGAGAGCGGAGCCCGGCCAGUCUCAACAUCCACUGCUUCAACACCAUUGAGCGUCUGGAGCCAGAGGCCUCUGUGACAGUUUCCGUGGGUAUUGACUUCAGCGACUCCACGCAAGCAGCCAACUUCCAGUUGUGCACCAAGGAGGACCAGUUCAGCGUGUCCAUCCAGCCGGCAGUGGGCGAGCUGCUGACGCCCACCACACUGACCGAGCAGGACUUCUGCAAGGAACAAGGCAAACUCCUGGGCAUGAACGAGACCUCGGCGACCGUCACUAUGGCAACAGCGAACGCCUCCAGCCAGAGCAUCAACCAGCAGGUUCUGUCUGUGGCCAACGUGGGAGUGGUGUCGUCCAGUCAGAACAUGUGCAGGUUCGCAGGCCGGACGGUGAGCAGCGGUGCGCUGGUUCUGAUCCUGCUGGAGCUGAAGGAGUCGGGUUCUGCGCUGCUGACGCUCCACACGGAGAAGAGUGUGGUGGCCUCCAUGUUGCUGCGCGACCUCAAACAGGCGCUCGCCUCUCUCUGAGGCUCUGCCCCCCCCUCCUCGACCCCGCCCACCUCUAGAGCAGGUACAGGAGAGCCACUGAACGGCUUAUUCCACAUCACAUUCUUCAGGCUGAAGCAGAACAUUAUGACCGCCCAGUGUUGCGCACCCUCUGCGGUGGACAGUGCCAGCUCCUCCGUUCUCUGUUGUGAUCUUUCCCAGACAGUCAGUGGUCGUCCUCUUCAAUUAACCCAACAUCGCCCGGUCUCUCUGCAGACUUCUGGUUUCUCACGUCAGUGAAGUCAGCGAGUCAGAUCUGCUCUCUGUUAGCAGGCUGGUCGCCUUGUUGUGGCUCGUUCAUGCGAGUAGGAGCCAGAACCUGGCGUGCUGGCCAAAGUGCCUUCCUGCUGAAUCACUUUUCUCAGUUUGUCCUCCUCAACAAUAAAAAUGGAACAAAAGUCUCUUGGCCUCCAAGGCGUCGGUCUCAUCGUGCCUCUGUCCAACGCCCGCUUCCUGUUUGGUUCCUCAGUGGCGGCUCACUCGUGUGUCAAAACGGCCUCGAUCCGUGAAGGCGUUUUCUAAUCCAGGAUCAUCUCAUGAGCAUCCACUGUUCUGUGGCUGAGCGUCCCAUUUACCACCCAAAAUUUACCCCAACUGUCCCCAAUCACAAACCUCAGUUCGUGUCGUCAUUUUACUGUGACCUCGUGUGUUCUGUUGCGGCAGUUUCUACGGAGGAAAUCAGCGUUGGUCCUCGGAGAUCAAACUAUUCGUCCACAGUUCAGAGGUGGCUGGGAUGACCUCUGCUGGUUUGGGAGUAAAUCAGAGUGCUGCAUGAUGACCCCGGGUCACUCCGAGAGUCGCCUCCCGCAGGACUCCAAUAGUAUGGUCAGUAAAAGUCCACCUCUCAGCGCUCUGGUGUUUAUUCCAGAAGUUAGGAUCAGAUUAUCACCUGGAUUAACUGAGAUGCCUCGAGUCACAUGAUCUCGCAGAUUUGAGACUCCAAAAUGACAAUGCUGACCUGCGUGUGCCCGUGUGCGCGCGCGUGCGUGCGUGCGUGCGUGCGUGCGUGCGUGUGUGUGUUUUCCCUCCCUCAUGUUGUCACCUGCUGUAAUGGAGUCGCUGCUGCUGUCAGGUGGAGCGGCCUGCCUCCACUUCCCGUCACCGCGGUGAUGGCUUGAUCCCGUUCCUCUACGGAGUUUGGCUCCGCAUCGUGACAAGUGCUCAGACGUGUCCUGUCAUGUGACUCAGAAAAUCCUACUGUUAGCACUGACAGGUGGAGAUAACCACCGUGGUGUGUUGGAGCCAACAGUGAUGCUAUUGUUAUUGUGAAGAAAGGUGCUCGUGCGGCCUCUGCUGCCACCAGCAGGGAUGGAGGGGUAAUGACAUGCUGGGCUACAAAUACUGACACCAACUGUGAAAAUACUGAUUCACAAGUGUAGAUGUUCAAGACUAGGGUUUCUCCAGGAGCACUGUCAUACCUGGAGUGUCGGUGCCUUUGGUUCCGGCGGCUGCUCCGGGUCAUUAUUCGAGUUUUUUUUCCGCGCCCUUCUUUGCAGCGCUCUGACAGACGACUUCAUGUUUCCCCUCUGAAAUGUUCAGUGGCUCAUUAGCAGACAGACACACUUGACUCUGCUGAUUUUUCACUUUCUCCCGUCCCGCACUGAUCAAUCUGACGACGGAAUAUCUGCCGAGGAGCCGGAUGCUCGUGUUGCUGUGGGCAGCACGUCGCAGUCCGAUGCUCAAGCUCUCCUUCCACGCCGAUAAUCACUUUGUGGAUCAAUCUGAGCUUUGGCUGCUGAGUUCGCCACUGAAAGACUCGCUGUCGUCGCUAACUUUAAGUUAGCAUGACAUGUUUGUCAGUCAGUGGUGACUAGAAAAUGUAAUUCUAAAUGGGGCGAGGUUGAAGGGUCCCCUCCCACAGUCUGAAAAACAUACAGAAAUUCAUUCUAUAGAUUGUCCUGUGGUGGACUGGACUCCUGUCCAGGGUGUCCUCUCACCUCAACCUGAGUCCAACCUGAUGUGUAUCAUCGAGUCUUUAUCUUGGUGCACAUGUGCAACUCUAAUUUAAGGUGGAAUUACAGGUGUCUCAAAUGAGAUUCCAGCGCAGUGUUUGGAUUCUGACUUGGAGAUCUCAGUCGUCUGGUUGGUACUCGGAGCGCAACCAGCGCUCCAGAGAGCAAAGACUCGCCGGCUCAGGUGGUUGUUGCGACUGUAGGUUGUCAUGGAAACUCUCGGGUGCUCAGAGAACAGCUGAGCUCCUACGUCCAACCCCUGGUCCGUGGGCCUCAGGAGGGUGGACUUCUGCUUCCCCGGCGCUGAGGCCUGCUCUUUGGUUCCGCAGCAGUUUCCUAGAGCUGCUGACGGAUGUUUCGCACAACAAAAGCGUGUGUGUGGGCUUGUUUAUAUUGCCUUGUGAGGACCAAUUUUGACAAAACACUAUCCUCGUGGGGACCUUUUGCUGGUCCCCACAGGUCCAAACCUGAAUUUGAGGAUGAAGACUUCAAGAUAAGGAGACGUUAACACUGGCCUGGUGAAGGUGAGCCACGUGUUUUGGAGGGUUAGGUUAAGGGCUGAGGAAAGCAUCAUGGCAAUGAGAAACCUCACAUGUCCCCACAGUGUGUGUGUGUGUGUGUACGCUCUUGGGGGGUCGCUUUAAGAAACCUGCCUUUAAUUAGCCUGCGAUUGCGCUUUGAAAAGCGCUGGAGUGCAUUAAAACCUGAUCAGCGCAGAUGGAGAGCGCAGAGUGAAAGUGCGCCUCGCUCAGAGGUAAACAAGCGCGCGCGCGCACACACUGCUGUGAUUUAUUUGUGACACUGUUGACGGCAUGAGGCGAGUUAACAGAAGCUAAUAAGUUAAAAGCGGCAGUGGGGGUCGCUAAAGUGCUCCGUCCUUCUUCGCGCCGCCAAUUUGUCGCCCUAAAAAGCUCGGGUCUUAAACGGGCCGACGGAGCCGCCGUGAUUCACGCACAAAAGCAGCCGGCUCCUCUGCGCGUCUGCACCUAAUGAAGACGCGUGUGCCGUAAAAGCCGCUCGCAGAGUGGCCCUCCGCUGCCCCCCACCUCCCCGCCACAAGACGCUCUCGUGUCGGCCUCUGGCGAGGAUAAAAGCCUGACGUCAGUCACCGAGCACGAGCUCUUAGCGCCAAAAAGUUCUUGAAAGUU
Messenger RNA from Synchiropus splendidus (mandarinfish), 6555 nucleotides. It is a transcript of the gene ap3b1a, whose product is annotated as adaptor related protein complex 3 subunit beta 1a. Gene Ontology annotation, biological process: anterograde synaptic vesicle transport; intracellular protein transport; vesicle-mediated transport. The coding region runs from base 150 to 3437 and encodes 1095 amino acids. Lineage: Eukaryota; Metazoa; Chordata; Actinopteri; Syngnathiformes; Callionymidae. Gene Ontology annotation, cellular component: membrane coat; AP-3 adaptor complex; clathrin adaptor complex. The transcript has 27 exons. The record is from RefSeq and is a predicted model, not a curated record.